Messenger RNA from Xiphias gladius (swordfish), 2072 nucleotides. It is a transcript of the gene cdc123, whose product is annotated as cell division cycle 123 homolog (S. cerevisiae). The record is from RefSeq and is a predicted model, not a curated record. The transcript has 13 exons. Gene Ontology annotation, cellular component: cytoplasm. The coding region runs from base 236 to 1270 and encodes 344 amino acids. Lineage: Eukaryota; Metazoa; Chordata; Actinopteri; Istiophoriformes; Xiphiidae.
AACCCAAAUUUAUCACAUCAUUCCAGCAAUAAAAUCAGUUGUUUUGACUUUACCAAAUUGACUGUUUAUGGAAUUUAAAUACAUUAAAAUUAAUUCAUAACAGUGAAAACAGAUAGAAAUAGUGCCUCACAAUUUCAAGGCGAUGAAUGAAAAUGCUGCCGUCUGUCUCAGCAAAAUGUUAGGGGUUCGGAUGAUAUUUGCUGAUGGACACUUUCCCAUUACAGGAUUUUGAAGCAUGAAGAAGGAGCAAGUUGUUAACUGUCAGUUUUCGGUUUGGUAUCCGAUAUUCAAGAAACAUACGAUUAAAAGUCUGAUUCUCCCACUGCCUCAGAAUGUAAUAGACUAUUUACUGGACGAUGGGACACUGGUAGUCUCUGGGAGUGACAAUAACACACAGCAGACACACACUAACAAUAGCGACUCAGAUGCAGAGGAAGAUAUUCAGUGGUCAGAUGAUGAGGCAACCACAACUGUCACAGCUCCUGAAUUCCCAGAAUUCACCUCUAAAGUGCUGGAGGCCAUAAAUGCCCUUGGUGGGAGCGUCUUUCCCAAACUCAACUGGAGUGCUCCUUGGGACGCUAACUGGAUUGCUCUAAACAGUUCCCUGCAGUGUCAUAGCCUCAGUGAUAUAUUUCUGCUCUUCAAAAGUUCAGACUUCAUCACCCACGACCUCACGCAGCCAUUCCUUCAGUGUAAUGACCAGGACUCCCCAGAUCCAGUCAUCAAAUAUGAGCUGGUCCUGAGAAAGUGGAGUGAGCUGAUUCCUGGUGGAGAGUUUCGCUGCUUUGUCAAAGAAAACAAAAUGAUAGCUAUAUCCCAGAGAGACUACACUCAGUAUUACCAGCACAUCUUGAAGCAGGAGGAUCAGAUCUGUCAGGCCAUACAGGAGUUCUUCAGCCAGCACAUCCAGUACAACUUCCUAGACGAAGACUUUGUGUUUGAUGUCUACAGAGAUAGCCAGGGGAGGGUUUGGCUGAUUGACCUGAACCCAUUCGGAGAGGUGACAGACUCACUGCUGUUCAGCUGGGAGGAGCUGACGUCUGGAGGAGAAAUCGCCCACCAGCAGGAGGGCCCUGCAUUCCGCUACACCACCAGAGAGGUGACGGUGCAGCCCAGUCCCUGUCUGAGCUACAGAAUCCCACGGGACUUUGUGGACCUCUCUACUGGAGAAGACGCUUACAAACUCAUCGACUUCCUCAAACUGAAGACGAGCCAGCAAGAAGAGUCUGAGGAGGAGGAAGACGAGGAGAACGCUCCACAGUUCCCCUGAAACCUGAAGAAAAGCUGCUAGUGUUAACAGUCCUCAAUAUAAUGUUUUUCUGCAUGAAAUGACUCUUUACACUCUGUCCUUUUUUACCUUAUUUUUUACUUCAGCACAUUUCUUCUCACGCUCUCCUCGCAACAUUAUGUGCUGUACCAGGGUUUCUAAAAUAACUCUCUCAUGUUAGUUAAAUGGGACAUGUUAAAUUAACGGAUCAUUUUAACGGCUCUUUGAGGAUUAAUUUUCUGUCGACUCGUUCCCUGCCUCUGACACUGCUGAGAGCUGUCUUGCCAAUCGUAAUGGUUCUGUGAGACGGACAGAGGGAGGUCUUUGCAAUGUCAAAUGGUCUCUUAUUUCAGUUUUGGUGAAAUUACUUGUUUUUUAUUGGGUUUUUUUAUUGUGUUACUGCAGGGGGAUGUAUUCACUAACUCUGUAAAAAAAAUGCCUGCUUUUAUACUUUAAAAUAAGUGUGUAUAUUAGUUUAUGUAUCUUCAUUUCGGCCCAAAUUGUGUCUCUGGAUUUAAAAUUAACCAGUCCACACACAUAUUUCAUUAUACCUCUGUGAUUGUGUGUUAUGAGGCUGUGACAGACCAAUUUAUUUAACGCUAAAGCUGGUCAUCACUGAGUAACCUUUAAUUCUUCUUCCCAGCCAUCCCUGCCAAUUCAUCUAUCCCUGCCAAUUUCCUCAGUUUUGACACACUCAUUGCUCCAAGCUUCUUUGGGCAUUCUUUUCAAGUCCUGUUUUUCUCAUCAGGCAUUGCUGUAGACUGUUGCUCCAAAAAACACCAUUAAAUUUCUUGUUGUGGAUUGA